Molecule: messenger RNA, 1944 nt
Organism: Miniopterus natalensis
Lineage: Eukaryota; Metazoa; Chordata; Mammalia; Chiroptera; Miniopteridae
Gene: CD36
Product: CD36 molecule (CD36 blood group)
Biological process (GO): receptor-mediated endocytosis; amyloid-beta clearance by cellular catabolic process; low-density lipoprotein particle clearance
Cellular component (GO): cytoplasm; cell surface; caveola
Molecular function (GO): low-density lipoprotein particle receptor activity; scavenger receptor activity; low-density lipoprotein particle binding
Source: RefSeq, a predicted model, not a curated record
AAGCGUAUUUAAACUCACACACUUUAUGUAAUGAGGAUUUUAGGGUAGGGUUUUUUCUGCAGAAGGUCAUUUGGUCCUACUAAGAACUGUCUGUUCAAAUGUUGGCGCAUUUGGUUGAAAAAUUCUUCUUAGCUUUUUUAAAGAUAGCUGACAGUGGUUAGAAGAAUUGAUUCUUUCUGAAACUCAUCAAAUCGCUGUCUGUAAAAUCCAUACCUUGCUGUCCAUUUGUGAAUAAGAGCCAGAGUUCUUGGAAACCUGGGAGUUUGAAAGACACAGGUGCCGAACCUUAACUUUUCCCUGAACAAGAAAGAUGGGCUGUGAUCGAAACCAUGGGCUUCUUGCCGGUGCUGUGAUCGGUGCUGUGCUGGCUUUGUUUGGAGGCAUUCUCAUGCCAGUGGGAGACUUGCUUAUUGGGAAGACAAUUAAAAAGGAAGUUGUUCUUGAAGAAGGUACAAUUGCUUUUAAAAACUGGGUUAAAACUGGCACAGAAGUUUACAGACAGUUUUGGAUCUUUGAUGUGCAAAAUCCAGACGAAGUGAUGUUGAACAGCAGCAAUGUUAAGGUUAAGCAAGUAGGUCCUUAUACAUACAGAGUUCGUUAUCUAGCCAAGGAAAAUAUAACCCAUGACACCAUGAACAACACAGUCUAUUUUGUACAGCCCAAUAGUGCCAUCUUUGAACCUGAACUGUCAGUUGGACCAGAGACUGACAAUUUCACUGUUCUCAAUCUGGCUGUAGCUGCUGUACCCCAUCUCUAUCCAAAUUCAAUUGUUCAAGUGGUACUCAAUUCCCUUAUCAAAAAGUCAAAGUCAUCACUGUUUCAAAAGAGAAGUGUGAAGGAACUAUUGUGGGGCUAUAAGGAUCCAUUCUUGAAUUUGGUACCAUACCCUAUUGUUAAAACAAUUGGUGUGUUUUUUCCUUACAACAACACUGUAGAUGGAGUUUAUCAAGUUUUCAGUGGAAAAGAUGAUAUAAACAAAGUUGCCAUAAUUGACACUUAUAAAGGUAAAAAGACUCUCAACUAUUGGCCAAGCUAUUGUGACAUGGUUAAUGGUACAGAUGCAGCCUCAUUUCCUCCUUUUGUUGAGAAGACCCGGGUACUGCAAUUCUUCUCCUCUGACAUUUGCAGGUCCAUCUAUGCUGUGUUUGGAUCAGAACAUAAUCUGAAAGGAAUUUCUGUAUACAGAUUUGUUCUUCCACCCAAGGCCUUUGCAUCUCCAGUUCAAAACCCAGACAACCAUUGUUUCUGCACAGACAGAGAAAUCUCAAAUAAUUGUACAUAUUAUGGUAUGCUAGACAUAAGCAAGUGCAAAGAAGGAAAACCCGUGAUCAUUUCACUUCCUCAUUACCUGCAUGCAAGUCCUGAAAUUAAAGAAAGUAUUGAAGGCUUAAAUCCAAAUGAAGAGGAACACAGCACAUAUUUAGAUGUUGAACCUAUAACUGGAUUCACUUUACAAUUUGCAAAACGGCUGCAGGUGAACCUAUUGGUCAAGACAUCAAAAAAAAUUGAGCCUUUAAAGCGUCUUACCAGGAACUAUAUUAUACCCAUUCUUUGGCUUAAUGAGACUGGUACCAUUGGCGAUGAGAAGGCAAAAAUGUUCAGAGAACAAGUGACUGGAAAAAUAAAUCUCCUUGGCACGGUCGAAAUCAUCUUACUCAGCGUUGGUGUGGUGAUGUUCCUUACGUUUAUGAUUUCAUUCUGUGCGUGCAGAUCAAUGAAAGCAAAAUAAACAGGAAAUGGAUCUUUACAUUUAUGUACCAGCAACAUCGGGACCUUUCUUAAUACUGACCUACAAAAUGAAGAUUUAAUAUGCUUUAUUUUUUCAAAACAUACUUAAUCUUAUAGUUGAAGAAACGGUGGCACUAUUCAUUUUUUGCAAGAAGCAGCAAUACAAUUCCAAAGGAUUAUUAAGAUGUCAUUAAAAUCCAUAAUCUGAACAAGAAA